Molecule: messenger RNA, 1738 nt
Organism: Atta colombica
Lineage: Eukaryota; Metazoa; Arthropoda; Insecta; Hymenoptera; Formicidae
Product: internalin-I-like
Exons: 5
Coding region: 69-1718 (549 amino acids)
Molecular function (GO): protein binding
Source: RefSeq, a predicted model, not a curated record
UCUACUAUAUAAUUAAAUAUAUACAUUUAGUGAUAGCCUGCGUAUAAAAUCACAGUACGGAUCUUAUAAUGUUUAAUAUUAUUGCACUGUCGCUUUUAUUUCUAUGCAACGAAUGUUUGUGCGAUAUAUGUGAAGUCUGUGGAUGUUCUACUUCAAAUGUAGGACCAAUUAUUGAUUGUCAUGACAGACAUUUGGGAACCAAUGAAGUUCUUAACUUCGAUCUUCUUACUUUAGACAAGCAUCGAUCAUUAAACAAACUUAUUUUUUCAAAGAACAAUAUAGUGCUUUUACCUCUAAAUGAAUUAAAACAUUUGAAACAUUUAAAAGGAUUGGAUUUGUCUCAAAAUAAAUUGGAUAAUAUACAUUCAGACAUCCUUAAGAAUCUAAAUGAGCUCGAAGAUUUAGAUUAUUCUAGCAAUUUACUUUGGGAUUUCGAUAUUUCUGUCUUAAGUACAGCUUCUUCCCUUUCCAAAUUUAAUUUGAGUUAUAAUCAUAUGAACAAUUUGGAAAAAAGUUCAGAAAACGUAACAACAAAGUUAAAAGUCUUUGAUGUAUCUCACAACAAUCUUGUUGAUUUGAAUUUCCUCGAUGUUAUGCCGGAAUUGGAAUAUUUAAAUCUCUCCUUCAAUAAAUUUACUACUCUCCCAGUCAAUUCUUUACUUUAUAUGCAACAUUUGAAGAUUCUUCACGUGAACAAUAAUCAGCUUCUCUCCCUAAAUCUCCAAAAUCUUCCGUUGUCAUUGUUGGAACUUUACACGGAAAACAAUUUUAUUAAUAUUAUAUCAUUUCAAAAAUCAUCAAUUCAUACCUUAAACAUUCAAAACAAUAGCAUUUCUAACAUAUGUAACAAUUUGACCUUAUUGGAAGAAUUAAAAAAAUUAAAUAUCAGUGGAAAUUUCUUAUCAAACUUUCCAGAAGUUUUUCUAAAAAGUUUAGAGACGUUAGAUGUAUCCUUCAAUAAUUUAACAAUAAUACCUGAAACUAUUUCUAUUAAAAAUUUUCCAAGUUUAAGAAUUUUUAAGAUCAGUGGGAAUCAUUUGAAAGAUAUAAAAAUUCGGUCUGAAUUAAAUUUGGAAAUAUUUGAAGUAAAAUUUACGAAAACGUUUGAGAAAAUUGAUCAAGAAACAUUUCUAAUGUUAAAGGAGAAGAAAAAUAGUUGUAUCAAUAUAACUAUUUCGAGUAAUAAAAAGUUGAGUGUGAUUGAGGAAAAUGUUUUUCGACAUAUGAAUAUUUGCUCUCUAGAUUUGAGCAAUAAUUAUUUUACUCACUUGCCAUCAAAAUUAUUUAAUAUAAAUGUUUACAAUAAAAAUGUUUCAAAUUUAAAAUAUCUCAUUAAUCUGCAAGGAAAUCCAUUUAUUUGUAAUUGCUCAUUGCAAUGGAUAUUGAACGAAUUAGUUCCAAAACUUUAUAUAACGAAUCCCAAUCUUUUAGAAGAUUUGAGAUGUGCUGAGCCACCUGCAUUAGCCAACAAAAGGAUGAUUCAUUGGUAUAAAUGGAAGGGAGAAGUCUUUUGUGAUGAUUUUUUACAUUCCGCAGAAAGAAUGACCAUUAACAUUGCAAGUGUUUCUAGUAAAGAGAUUGUAACAUUCAAACCUGGUUCUGGAAUGAUUACUGUUUUGGCAAUAUUGACUGCUCUGCUUGGAAUCUUAAUGAUAAUCGGCAUGCUAUUGAUUCGAAGAAUUAAUGCAAAAAAAAGACGAAUCAAUCGUAGACAUUAAAAUUUUAUUCUUAUAAAAAC